Penicillium digitatum Pd1 is the source of this 1203-nucleotide messenger RNA. RefSeq lists its product as uncharacterized. The record is from RefSeq and is a predicted model, not a curated record. Lineage: Eukaryota; Fungi; Ascomycota; Eurotiomycetes; Eurotiales; Aspergillaceae.
AUGUCUAGAUCAAAUCCUUUUCGCCCUAGAAAUCUGGGCAAUCCCGCAGAUCCAUUGUCUACCAACUCGGGCACUUUUACCUCUGCCUUACCCUCUAAGCUUCUACCCACUCCACCUAUAGCCCCCAACGGCUACCCCGUGAAGUCGUCGAUAUCGCUCGAACGCGAGGUAGCUGACUCGAGCUCCUCGGACGAAGAGACAAACCCAUUCAAUCUGGUUGUGUCUGCGACCGAUAGUGAGGACGAAAUCAAUCGGUACAAGGGUGAUCGACCACCAGAAUCCUUUGGGUCAGCUCCCCACCCAGCUCCAUCAACAGAUGGGUCCCCAAACUACAACAUGCGGUCUGCAACAGGUGCAGAGAGCUUCCAUGCAGGACGUCCUGCAGCACGGCCGUCUCUAGAGCUUGACACAAGCAGCUCUUUCGGCCGAGUCAAAGACAAGAAGCCGCCGCCUCCGCCUAGGAGUCAUCACGGCCGCAGAAUCGGCUCUUCAGCCACCGCAGAAUCCUCCCAGACCGCCCUGUCCCGGUCAACUAACCGCCUAUCAAUUCCUGGUUCCCCGGGAAAUGUGAUGCUCGGCGCCUCGAAUCCCAACUCGGUGUCUCUUUUAUCGACCGCGGACUAUUUCUCGGUCUCUGGAGCGAUGGGGUCGACGGACUCGCUCCAGCGCAGCCAGUCUCAGCAGAAGCGUCCUCCGACGCCACCUCUCAGUCGACGGCACAGCCAGAUGCGGAGAUCCAAGUCUACACAGUCCCAAUCUAGCAGCAGAUUAAAUAUUUCGUACGAUUCGGAGAGCAAUGACAGCUCUCUGCCUCCCAGUCCGGGCCCUUCCAGUCGAACGCUCGUGAACAAGAGAAUCAGCAUGCCUCCGCCAUCCUUGGGAGACUUCCAGGCGACUAUCCCGUUGGGAGAUAUCUCCCUGAAUCUGUCUCCCCCAACUAACUCCAGACCAUCAUCAUUGAAGGCUGGGACGCGGGCAUCAUCCCAUGGGAGUGUACCAGGCUCUACUGGACCACCUCCACCCCCUCCGCCUCGGCGCACUCGAGAUUCCAUUGCCCGUAGUAGUGAUGUGGUGGGGUUGAAGGAGAACCAGACACCAGCCCCACGACCAUCCAAUGCCCUUGAUAUCCUGGCUGAUCUCACCAGACUUCAGAAAGAGGUGGAUGAUCUGCGGGGGCAUUAUGAGAAUCGGAAGGUUGAGUAG